Messenger RNA from Brettanomyces nanus, 3063 nucleotides. RefSeq lists its product as uncharacterized. The coding region runs from base 1 to 3063 and encodes 1020 amino acids. The record is from RefSeq and is a predicted model, not a curated record. Gene Ontology annotation, cellular component: nucleus. Lineage: Eukaryota; Fungi; Ascomycota; Pichiomycetes; Pichiales; Pichiaceae. The transcript has a single exon. Gene Ontology annotation, biological process: nucleotide-excision repair. Gene Ontology annotation, molecular function: DNA endonuclease activity; single-stranded DNA binding.
AUGGGUGUUCAUGAGCUUUGGGAUAUUGUGGGACCCACAACUCGUCCUGUAAGACUCGAGGCUCUUAGGAAUAAAAGGCUAGCAGUGGAUGCAUCGAUUUGGAUCUAUCAGUUUUUGAAGGCUGUCAGAGACAAGGAGGGCAAUCCUCUACGAAACUCGCAUAUAGUGGGAUUUUUCAGACGAAUAUGCAAGCUACUUUACUUUGGAAUCCGACCAGUGUUUGUGUUUGAUGGAGGAGUACCUGUAUUGAAGAGAGAGACAAUUCGAAGGAGGAAAGAAAGGAGAGAAGGCCAGAGAGAGUCUAUGGAGAAGACUGCUCACAAACUCUUGGCUAAACAGCUACAGCGAGCUGCUGAGAUGAAAAACGAGGGAUUGGAAACAGUUAGAAAACCAGCUAGAUCUUCUGCCCUAAAGAGCAACGUUCCUAUAGGCAAAUUAGACCUUGGCGAGUAUUAUGAGGAUAACAACUAUUUUGAUGGAGACUCGAUGAGAAAGACGCACGAAUCCGAAAAGAAAGAAGAAGAAAGCCGAAUAUUCAGGAAACAGGACGAUUUUGAUCUUCCACAGAUAGAAGAGUUUAAGAUUGAUAAGAAAGAUGAGAGGAUGGUGGCAGAUUACGAGUAUGACCGGCUGACGCAAGAGAUCCACGAAGAUUUAGACAAUAUUGAUUUGGAUAGCAUUGAUCCGAUUUCUACCUCAUUUGAUAGGCUUCCAUUAUCAACUCAGUAUAUUAUACUAUCACACUUAAGGCUUCGAUCGAGAUUGAGAAUGGGAUAUACAAAGGAUCAAUUGGAGGAGUUGUUUUCGAACAGUAUGGAGUUUAGUAAAUUUCAGAUCCAAAGAGUCCAGAAAAGGAACUAUUUCACUCAGAGAUUGAUGAAUGCAUCUGGAAUGGAUACUGACAAUAAAACUGUGUCUAGAAGAAGGAUUGUUGGAGAGAAAGAUAGAGAAUAUACCUUAGAGAGAACGGAGGGGGGAUAUGUGCUGUCUAUUAACAAGGAUAAUGAAGAUGAGGGAAAAAAUGUGGAUAAUGCAAUCCGUUUGGACGAAGAGGAGAGAGGAAGAGAUGCUUUGGAGGAUGAUGAUGAUGAUGACGAAGACAUUGAAUGGGAAGAGGUUCCCACUGGCACUGCUAAUCACUCAUCUAUUAUGGUAUUAGACGCUAAUAAGUCUCCUGGUAAUGAAGGGGCGAGGGCAUUUAUGGAUCCAUCGCUUUAUAAUAAGGAGACACUUUUUGUUGAUCAAGAAGAGGAAGAGGAAAAUGUUACAGGGAAAGACGACUCUUUAAUGGAGAAGAUCAAGUCAUUGUAUGCGUACGCUGAGGAAAAUAACAACAAAAGAGCCAGCAUGAAGACAAUGACUGUUGCGACUACAGGAAAUGAUGACGAAAUGGAAGGAGAAUCAAUAGAGGAGGAAGAUUUGAAACAGGCUAUUGAAAGCUCUAAAAAGGAUUAUAUGGCUAUGCUUGAAAGAGAAAAGCAUCCAAAGAACGCAGGAGAAGAGGAAGAAGCAAAACAACCUCCUAUUAUAUUGAGUAAGGAGGCUUUAGAGAAGACGCUAAAACUACCAAAGUUUUCAUUUGGAGGUUCAUUAUUGACACAGAAAACGAAAGGGAGAGAUAUUGAAGAGAAAAAGGAUGAACCAUUGAAAGUAGUUGAGAGUCCCACUAAACCAGUUAAACCACUACCGCUUCCUGACUGGUUUGAAAAUAAUGCGGUAGAAGAUAAACAUAGAUUUGAGCCUGAUAUCGGUGUUGAAAGUUUGAACUCAUUAAGACAAGAGACAGAGGAUGAAAAGGCUGGAUUGCAUAAGUUUGUUGAAGUAGAAGAUAUGUUCUCGGAAGAAGACGAGCCCGAAGUUGUGGUUAUAGAAGAUGAUAGGAAGGAGAAAAAGAAAAAGAAGGAGAAACAGGGGGAUGAAGAUGAAGGAGUGAACGUUGAAGUUGUAACCGAAAUGAAUAAAGGCAAUAAGGAAAAACAGGAAGAACAGGAAGAACAGGAAGGGGAACCACAGUCAUCCAUGCUACCUUCCGUACCAUCAGCUCAACAUACUGAUGAUUAUGAAUUCUCUGAGGAUGAAGAACAACAGCUUCAGGAAAACAUUAAGCAAGAAGAGGCUGCUUAUGGAACGUUUGUCAAUCAAUUAUCGGAUAAGAAAGUUUCUAGUGAAAAAAAGACAGGCUCAAUGUGGUCUAUGGAUGAAGAAGUGAAAUUACAAGAGCAGCUAAGAAAGCAGAAGCGAGACUCUGAUGAAGUGACUACGAAUAUGAUCAUGGACAUUCAAGAUAUGCUCUCGAGAUUUGGUAUUCCUUUUAUUACUGCACCAAUGGAAGCAGAAGCUCAAUGCGCUGAGCUCUUUAAGCUUCAUUUAGUGGAUGGAAUUGUGACGGAUGACUCGGAUUGCUUUUUAUUCGGGGGUAUUAAAAUUUAUAAGAACAUGUUCAACGAGAAGAACUAUGUGGAAUGUUACCAAUUGGAAGACAUUGAAAGAGACAUGGGACUAACGAGAACGCAAUUGAUAGAGAUAGCUAUCAUGCUCGGAAGUGAUUAUACAGACGGUUUGAAAGGUGUUGGUAAAGUGACAGCCGUAGAAAUAUUGGCAGAGUUCAAGAGCUUAUACAAAUUCAGAGACUGGUGGCUGGACUAUCAGAACGGUGUGAUAGAUAAAUCUGCGGAUGAUAAAAUAAAGAAGAAAUUGAGACGACAGUUAGGCAAGUCACUAUAUUUGGGAGAGGAUUUUCCUAGCCAGCAGAUAUAUCAGGCUUAUUUACAACCAGAGGUUGACCACGAUAAGACCGCAUUCAAAUGGGGAUAUCCUAACUUGGACAAACUAAGAACGUUUUUAAUGUACAAUGUUGGUUGGCCACAGUCCAAAGUGGACCAGAUAUUGGUUCCAAUUAUUCAAAACCUCAACAAGCCUCAACAGACUAUCGAGGAAUUCUUCCCCGUAGAAUUAGUGAGAAAGAGAAGGCAAAUCAUGAUGGGAAAGAGACUUAGAGAGGCCACUGACAAGCUCAAAACCAGGUAUGAUGCAAAGAAGCGCAAGACCGAGGAGAAGAAAUGA